AUGAAAUCUCUUGCCAGACGCGGUUGGCGACAGCAGCUCAUACGUUUUUUUUCUUUUUUUUUUCUUUUCUUUUUUCUUUUGGGCCUUGAGGCAGGCGCGGCGCACGCAGCUGGUUCGCCGUAUUUGCACACCGUAUUUUUCAGGCCACAACUUGCGAAGUCUCUCCAAAAUGCAAACCGCAGGAGCAAGAAUCAAAAUCAAAAUCAAUCUACACUCUUAGGACUCAAAUGCCAUUGUGACGGCAAUUCCUUCGCGGGUCUUCCCGACUCUGUUGCAAUCCAUCGCCAGCACCGAUUGUUGCGAGAACUGAUGAGAUUGCGGUUGCUGGUCGAUAUUUUUUUGCAGUGCCUUAUAACAGAGCCGUCUCCAGGCCCGGAGGGGUGUACGAGCAAUAGGGGGUGGAGCAGCAGCAGGGUGAACAACAAAGUACAGUGCUCAGCGGCUAGCUGGUUGACCGUUCGCUCGUUAACUGACAGUAGCGGCUUGUCGUCUCCGCUACCGUUUUCUACUGAUGCCGUCCGUACCUGUUCAAGGCAAUAG
Messenger RNA from Trichoderma gamsii, 540 nucleotides. RefSeq lists its product as hypothetical. The transcript has 2 exons. The record is from RefSeq and is a predicted model, not a curated record. Lineage: Eukaryota; Fungi; Ascomycota; Sordariomycetes; Hypocreales; Hypocreaceae. The coding region runs from base 1 to 540 and encodes 179 amino acids.